CGUGCGAAAAGAACAGUCUAUUUUGAAACACAGGGAAGCGAUUUUCAUUCUUGCUGGAAAGAUUCUUGCUUCUUGGAAAGGAUCUGAACGCCACGAGCUCGAUCGGAAGCGCCGGAACCGGAUAAAACGGAGCAGGUUAGGGUUUUCAACUUGGUUUUUAACUUGCUCGCAAAACGCACCAUGGUUACGAUCGGAGAAGCAUUUACGCCGGUCGAUGGAAUCCUCUAUUCCGCGUCGGAUGUCAUGCUUAAAAUCGGUAGCACCCUAAUUGAAGCGCCGGGUAUGCUGCAUCUAACGGAAAGCUCGUGUAUCUGGAGCUGCGCCGAGCGGAACAGCAGCAUCUCCAUUCCAUGGCCAAGGGUGGGAGUGCAAGCCAUUUCAUCCGCUCCGGUGCAAGGAAUCUACGUAAUGCUGGACAUAAAUCUCGUAUGGCCUGGCUUCUACCAAGGCCCCCCAGAGAACAACGGAAAUGCCCAUCUGGAAGAUGAGGAGGGCGAAAAUGACGAAGGCCACGAAUCGGACGCUUCGGAGGCGGCCAUGACAGAGAUUUGGUUUUUGCCCAGCAGUAGUCAAAUCUUGGACGAAAUUUACGGUGCCAUGCGCGAAUGCCAGAGUCUGAAUCCAGGUUCGGACGUCAGCGAAGACGAGGAUUACAUGGAAGCCGAGGUGGAUGAUUUGGCGGAAGUUGGCGAAAUGCGAAACUUACAGCUAGACGACGACGAUAAAUUCGCGGACGCCGAAGAGUGAAUGAAUCGCGCAGCUGAGAUGUACAUUAUAAGUAAACUUAAGAAGUUAACGGAAGCGGAUUAGAACGAACAAUUGAGGAGGGAAAAAGAAUACGCGCGACGGGAAAGCAUUGGGGAGAACGGAUCGAGAGGGUCGCCAAAAAUUCCAAUGUAAUUCGAAAUUCGGCCUUUCGCACCGCCAUUUGGAAUUACGCCACAACUCGUCUGCACACGCAUUUAACUGCGCUCAGAGAUGCUCUGGAGCCCAUUAGGAGUACGAAUUUGGUUAAAGUGUUUGCCGUAAGUUGAACUAAAAUAACAAGAGAAAAUUAAAAUGGAAUGAAACGAAAUUGGAAUCCCUGUUGGAAGGAUAAAUCAAUCGGUCAAGCUUUCUUUGUGUUUUUCAUACGUACUUUUUAUUGUUCAACAUCGCCCUCCGGAGAACAUUCCAAUCUUUAUGUUCCUGCCAUUCACAGCAUCCAGAGAUGUUUUUUUUUAUUUGCUUAUGGUUC
Molecule: messenger RNA, 1237 nt
Organism: Anopheles bellator
Lineage: Eukaryota; Metazoa; Arthropoda; Insecta; Diptera; Culicidae
Gene: icln
Product: methylosome subunit pICln
Exons: 3
Coding region: 181-747 (188 amino acids)
Biological process (GO): mRNA cis splicing, via spliceosome
Cellular component (GO): cytosol; spliceosomal complex
Source: RefSeq, a predicted model, not a curated record